Molecule: messenger RNA, 4041 nt
Organism: Trichechus manatus latirostris (Florida manatee)
Lineage: Eukaryota; Metazoa; Chordata; Mammalia; Sirenia; Trichechidae
Gene: PATL1
Product: PAT1 homolog 1, processing body mRNA decay factor
Exons: 19
Coding region: 236-2326 (696 amino acids)
Biological process (GO): P-body assembly; deadenylation-dependent decapping of nuclear-transcribed mRNA
Cellular component (GO): P-body
Molecular function (GO): RNA binding
Source: RefSeq, a predicted model, not a curated record
GGAGGGAGUCGCAUGUCUACUUCAUUCGUUGGAGGAUUGUCCUCUAGAUGAAGAUGAAGAUGCAUUUCAGGGCCUAGGAGAGGAAGAUGAAGAGAUUGAUCAGUUCAAUGAUGAUACAUUUGGGUCAGGUGCAGUUGAUGAUGACUGGCAGGAAGCACAUGAGCGCCUGGCUGAAUUGGAAGAGAAGCUGCCGGUGGCAGUUCAUGAACAAACAGACAAUGGAGAAAGGGAUGAGAUGGACUUGUUGGGUGACCAUGAGGAGAACCUGGCAGAAAGGCUUAGUAAGAUGGUGAUUGAAAAUGAACUAGAAGAUCCAGCUGUCAUGAGGGCAGUGCAGACCAGGCCAGUUUUGCAACCCCAAUCAGGAAGUCUCAAUUCCAGCAUCUGGGAUGGAUCUGAAGUUCUGAGGCGAAUCCGAGGACCACUGCUUACUCAGGAAAUGCCUACAGUAUCUGUACUAGAAUAUGCCUUGCCCCAGAGGCCUCCACAGGGCCCAGAAGAUGAUCGGGAUCUUUCUGAGCGUGCAUUACCGAGGCGAUCAACUUCACCUAUCAUUGGGAGUCCUCCUGUUCGAGCUGUGCCCAUAGGCACCCCACCUAAGCAGAUGGCUGUACCCAGCUUCAACCAGCAGAUUCUGUGUCCAAAGCCUGUCCAUGUUCGGCCCCCAAUGCCACCACGUUAUCCUGCUCCCUAUGGUGAGAGGAUGUCUCCAAACCAGCUCUGCAGUGUCCCGAACUCUUCCCUCCUAGGUCACCCUUUCCCUCCUAGUGUUCCUCCUGUUCUCAGCCCUCUUCAGAGAGCACAGCUUCUCGGAGGGGCACAGCUACAGCCUGGACGGAUGUCUCCCAGCCAGUUUGCACGGGUGCCUGGGUUUGUCGGUAGUCCGCUUGCUGCCAUGAAUUCCAAGUUGCUGCAAGGGCGAGUUGGGCAGAUGCUUCCCCCAGCACCAGGCUUUCGUGCCUUCUUUAGCGCUCCACCCCCCGCUACACCACCUCCUCCACAGCAGCACCCUCCUGGCCCAGGACCUCACCUGCAAAACCUAAGAUCUCAGGCCCCAAUGUUUAGACCAGACACAACUCACCUUCACCCACAGCACCGCCGACUCUUGCAUCAGAGACAGCAACAGAAUAGAAAUCAGCAUCGGAAUCUGAAUGGUGCAGGAGAUAGAGGAAGUCAUCGGAGCAGUCAUCAGGAUCAUCUUCGCAAGGAUCCUUAUGCCAAUCUCAUGUUGCAGCGAGAAAAGGAUUGGGUCUCUAAAAUCCAAAUGAUGCAACUGCAAAGCACUGAUCCCUACCUGGAUGAUUUUUAUUACCAGAAUUACUUUGAGAAACUGGAGAAACUGUCUGCUGCUGAAGAAGUGCAAGGUGACGGCCCUAAAAAGGAGCGCACCAAGCUCAUUACCCCUCAGGUGGCCAAACUGGAGCAUGCCUAUAAGCCAGUGCAGUUUGAGGGCUCUCUGGGAAAGCUUACUGUCUCUAGCGUGAAUAAUCCUCGAAAAAUGAUCGAUGCUGUUGUGACAUCUCGGAGUGAGGAUGAUGAGACAAAAGAAAAGCAGGUUCGGGACAAGAGACGAAAAACACUUGUCAUAAUUGAGAAGACAUACAGUUUACUCCUCGAUGUGGAGGAUUAUGAAAGGCGUUAUCUCCUAAGCCUGGAAGAAGAGCGGCCUGCCCUAGUGGAUGGAAGAAAGCACAACAUUUGUAGCAUGUAUGACAACUUAAGGGGGAAAUUGCCUGGACAAGAGAGGCCAAGUGAUGACCACUUUGUACAGAUCAUGUGUAUCCGGAAAGGGAAGAGAAUGGUUGCCCGUAUUCUUCCUUUCCUCUCCACAGAGCAAGCAGCUGAUAUUCUCAUGGCAACAGCCAGGAACCUCCCUUUCCUUAUCAAGAAGGAUGCACAAGAUGAGGUGCUGCCAUGCUUAUUGAGUCCCUUCUCUCUCCUCCUCUAUCAUCUUCCGUCAGUGACUGUCACCAGCCUUCUGCAACAGCUAAUGAACCUACCUCAGAGUGCAGCUGCACCAGCACCCUCCAACCCUCACCUCACUGCUGUGCUCCAGAACAAGUUUGGCCUGUCACUGCUCCUCGUUGUACUGAGCCGUGGGGAAGACCUACAGAGUUCAGAUCCUGCUACAGAAUCAACGCAAAACAACCAGUGGACAGAGGUGAUGUACAUGGCAACCCGAGAACUUCUGCGGAUUCCCCAAGCAGCCCUGGCCAAGCCGAUCUCUAUACCCACAAACCUGGUAUCCCUCUUUUCACGCUAUGUUGACCAACAGAAGCUGAACUUGCUGGAGACAAAACUGCAGCUAAUUCAGGGGAUACGAUAAAAGAUCUCCAAAUGAUUAAAGAUCUCCAAAUGCAUCCGGUACCUCCUUUUGGCUGCCACCUGCACUGCUGCCAUCACCAAUGGAGUGUUUUUAAUGAGGGAGGGAAAGUAGCUUAUUCCCCAAAGCAAAAGUCUUGUGGGAUCGAGCCCUGUUUACAGGGAUUGUCUCUAAAUGGCCAGGUAUUUCCCCACUGCUCUGUGAAAUUGGUUGGGUGAUACUUCUGCUGGUUUCUUCUUAUCUUCUAUGUUACCAUUCUGCAUGCCCUACUUUUACUCAUUUCUUCUCAAUUUGGCAUUUUCUUUGCCCUAGAGAUCCAAAUGUAAUCUCUCCCUUUAUCCCACCACCACUACUCCAGUUCAGAGUAGAUUGUAGCCUGCCAAAGGAUUUCUUCCCUCAUCCUAUUGAAGUCUUUUUUCAUUGCCCUAUAUUAAUAUGACUAUAGGAGAGCCAGUUAAGUAGAAAUUGAUAUCCAUCUAUACACACACUCAACACUCCCCUAUACGUACAUUUCUGUGGUCUCCAGUGGGUCCUUAAAGAAUGAGUUUUGGAUUGGAAAAAUAUUCAGUGAUACACCCCUCCUUUAAUAACAGGUUUUUUUAAUUACAGUAUUUUUAAUCUGUUUCUAUUCUGUCUUAUAAUCAAUUUGGUGAGUUCUACUUGUUUUAAUAUAAACAAGGAUAUGCAGUACAUUUAAUAAAAUCAAAAGUCUUAAUUGGCUGAUGCUCAGCUCUAGGCUAAGAAGUCCUUAUUCUCUUCCCCACUUGUGUUUGUUUGGUUUCUGUCCAUCUCAGUAGAAACAGCGCACGGUUAAGCCUUUUCUUACCUGCAACAACUACAGCGUGCUUGAGCCCAUCCUCUCAGGUGCACGCAGAGCCCCCAGGAUGCUCCUCACUUAAGAGCCUGCUUCCGCAGUGUAGCUUUUUGCACACUCACCUUGUCUUCCUGAGACUAUUUCAGCAAGCCAUGCUUUUACUUCUCUGUUGCCCAUUUUUAUUUGGUGUCAUGGGUAGAAACCCCCAAAUGUAACCAUAGAAGCUAAGGUUGGCCUGCUUUGCCCCUCAUCUCCACACCAUGAGCAGAACUGCUGUCCUUGCUACUCCAUCUCACCCACGUCCCAUUCCCAGGCAGCCAGGGGCCUGGGUAUGAACCCUAGCAGGGCAGCCCGCCAUGAUCCUUUUUGCUUGCCCUCUCCCAUUCACCAAUCAACCAGGAUAAGGGGUUUUGAUCCCCAGUGAUUACAGCACUCAAGAAAAUCAAAUCUGAAUUAAUUUUACCUGACUGUCCUAAUCUACUCUCUGCUGUUCUCACCUUUUGGAAUGUAGUGGGGAGGACAGGUUAUGAUAUUUAAAGAGAAUAAACAUUUUGCACAUACACAUAUUGUACAACGGUAAAAUCCUCCGUUAUAACCAGUUGUCUGUGUUCUCCACACCCUCUCUUCUCUGUCUCCAUUUCUUCCCAGUCUGUAGCCCCAGGCUCCACCUACCUUUCCCCACUGACAUGACCUAGCUUCCCUCUGCCAUCACCUACUGACUCCUCAGCGUCACAGCUGAUCAAGUGAAUACUUGAUUAUUAUUUCUCCCUCUCCGUGCUUUAUCUUUUUUGUUUGGUUCUAAUUAAUGAAAAUAAAAGUUUCUAAAUUUACAUUUUUAUAGGGUAUUGUAAAUAAAAACAAAUUGUAUACUUGAAAAAAAUGUGUCCUUGCAUUUCUACUUUCU